Molecule: messenger RNA, 270 nt
Organism: Acanthoscelides obtectus
Lineage: Eukaryota; Metazoa; Arthropoda; Insecta; Coleoptera; Chrysomelidae
Source: the annotation of a GenBank genome assembly
AUGUCCAAGCGAGAUACAGGGUGGAUUCGUAAACAUAUUUACUCUAAAAAGGACUCUAAGAAGAAAACCUGCUCAUUCUUUGUGGCACACGUCAUCGAGGUGACCAAAUGUGGUGUUUGCGGAAAAAUUAUAAAGGAGCGACCAGCGGCAGCGGCUACCUUGGAAGUCGACUGGAGACCACAGAAUGUAUUUGUUAGAUAUUGUCCUGUGUGUUUCCAAGCAAGACCCGGCAUCCAAGAAAAAAGAACAGACUGGUUACCUGGCUACUGA